Molecule: messenger RNA, 968 nt
Organism: Agrilus planipennis (emerald ash borer)
Lineage: Eukaryota; Metazoa; Arthropoda; Insecta; Coleoptera; Buprestidae
Exons: 4
Coding region: 348-668 (106 amino acids)
Source: RefSeq, a predicted model, not a curated record
UUUUUAAUUAAUUUACUUGGAAAUAUUGCAUUAAUUUUUAGAAAUUGAUAUAAGUAGUCAUAAAAAUAUUCUGUUAGUGUUGUAGUUGUUUUGUUGGGAGUUUUUUUUUUAAUGAUGCAUCGGUUGCUAUUUACGAAUUAAACUGAGUUAGUAUAAUUGAACGCAACUAUAAAAUCUAUAAUCUACGUCUCAUAAAUAUCGAAGGAACUAUUAUCAUCUUUGGAUCUUUCGGCGAUCUCGCUCAAUAAUGAUGAUGUCAUUAUCUAUGCAUCUUGUCUUCGCUCUUCGAGAAGACGAGCCAACGUUUUUGUUCUCCGUAAACGAAGACGACGCCUGAAGAAUAAUAAAUGAAUAUGAAGACAGUGGAUCAAAAAGGCUUGAAGUAUGGAAAAGCAGUCCCACUCGUAAAUUAUACUCUUGGGAUUGGAAAAGGCCCAUUUGUGGAAACAGUUGUUGCAAAGAAACAAAAAAUUAGGAUUGGAAACUUGGACUCUCCACAAUCUCCUCUUGUACUUGAGAGGUGCAAUUUCCGUGAUGUUCUGUCUCUUGCUUGUUGGCUCAUUUCAACCAUCAGUGUAUUUCUCCGUUGGCAACGUUUAGUAAUAAAACUGGAGCACCGUACUGUCUACAAUAAUCCUGGAGAUUAUCCAACAAAUGAAAGAGACUAAGGUUCAACUUGGUCAUACUGAAACAGCCAAGGUCUACAGUGGUGUCUUUUGUGAACUACAUAUUCUUGAUUUGCUGUUUUCGUCUUCACCUUGCAACAUCAUGAAGUUAAUUUUCAACUGAUAAAUAAGAACAACAGGAGAUUUACUGAAACAACAUUUUGUGCUGUGGUAUUCCUUCUGGAUUUAGUCUGCAUUUCACAUCUGCAAACUUUGAAAAGUUACAGUCUACAAUUAAUUAAGGUGGGAAUACUUGAUAUAAUUAAUUUUAAUUGCUCUUUAUUAAUCUGUUACCACCGUAUC